This is a messenger RNA of Purpureocillium lilacinum, 1101 nucleotides long. The record is from RefSeq and is a predicted model, not a curated record. NCBI's taxonomy places the organism in Eukaryota, Fungi, Ascomycota, Sordariomycetes, Hypocreales, Ophiocordycipitaceae.
AUGACCAUGCUGUACGGCCAUCAGGCCACCAGAAGAGCAGCGGCGCAUCCGGCCGCGCUCAACAAGAGAACGGCGUCCAACGGUCGCAGCUUGGAGCUGGCACCGACAAAGUCAAAUGGGCUCCCACCCCCGCUUCCUGGUGGGAUCGUCUGCUUCGGCCGCUGGGUUGUUGUCGUCGAUGUUGACUUUGCCAAAGCCGACUCGCUUGUCGUCGAUGACAACGGUGGCGUAGAUGUGCUUUUUGGUUUCACCGUGGACUUAAUCUUUGAUGUACUCGUCGACAGUGGCGUCGACUCGGGUUCUGACGUAGACGGUACGCUGGAUAUGGUGCUCGACUCCGAUGUGCUCUCCGGAGGGGGCGGUGUCUCUGACGGAAUUAUGGAAAAGCUCCGGAUUGUCGUCUCUGGCGUUGGCGUCGGAGCAAUCGACGUGCUGACGUCUUCGGGUCGACACAGCGAGUCCGUCAGUGUGCCCUUCUGUGCCUUGGAUAAGAGAGUCCCCUCGCUAGCUAUCCCGGCACUCUUCGGAGCACGUCUUCUCGGUAAAGUCGCGGAUGCGGCAUCCUCGAAUCGGCGUGUUGUAGGCCAAGAUGCAGUUGAGCGGCACCGAUCCUCCGGAAAGCAUCUGGAAGUUGGACAGCGAGAAGACCGUCCCCGACGCCGUGCCGGCAAGGAAAACCACAUCGACCAGCCUGAUAGGCGACCGCGCUCGUCGCUUAGGCAUUGUGGUGUCGUUGACGCGCUCCUCCAGGAGUCAGCCUCGUCGGCGUCGAUAUCCCCAGCGCCUUGCCGGUUGUUGUUUCUAAGAGAGCUGCCGCCAGGACCGACUGGUGCUGCGGGGGUUGGGAAUGCCCUUGCUGACUGGCAGCCGAGAGAUGCGCGACCGAGAGACUUGGAUCUGGGUCGAGCCGCAAACACGGGGGGCAGUGGUCGGGGGGCGUGGCGCGACCCGGGCGUUUCUGUCCCCGUCCACGAUGCCGAUUCGAAACGCGGAGCGUCACAGGUGACACGAAGUGACGACACGAUCGAUUCGGCUCGACAGUUCCGCACGGGAUCUCCGUCAGAGCCGCCUGGCCCGUGGUGUUUGUCCUCGUGGCUGUAA